CGCACGUGUGGCCCAGCGGAAAAAGAUGGAUGUUUGGUACCAUCAUCCGCCGCCGCUGCCGCCUCCUCCGUUUCCAGCCUGGGGCGCCGCUGGGCACUGGCAGCCGGGACCCCCCGGCCCUGGCACUGGGCCUCGCCUCAGCCUCCACCGCCACACCCAGGCAGACAUCCUCAUUUUGGUGAAGACUGGCAGGUGAAACAAACUGGACUGCCACAAGCUGGAGCCUGUCAAGGCAGGAAGCACAGACAGAAGAACAAAAAGAGAAAGGAACCUGUUUUUACCCAUUACUGUGAUACGUGCGAUCGUGGCUUUAAAAACAAGGAGAAAUAUGAGGAACAUAUCUCUCAGCACAAGCAGUGCACUGAAGAUGGCUGUAACUUUAGAGCACAUGAGAAACUGGUUCAGAUCCACUGGAGAAAUAUGCAUUCUUCUGGUGCCAAGCGGAUCAAAUUAGAUACCCCAGAUGAAAUUGCAAGAUGGAGAGAAGAGAGGAAAAAAAAUUUCCCGACUUUGGCAAAUAUUGAAAAGAAGAAAGCAUUAAAGGUGGAAAAAGAAUGUCGGGGAGAAGUGCUGACAACUUUACAAUUUGGCAAGAUGAAGGGAAUGUGGAAACCUCCAAACGAAAGUUCUAGGCAGCAAGGAAACGCACAGCGGAGAACAAAUCAGCGCUGGAAUAAAUCUAGGAAUGUUGCUAAUAACAAACUGAACUCUUCGGCUGGGACCAGUUCCGACAACCAUGAAGCUGAGGAGAAGGUUAGAAGAGGAUCUUGCGGAGAUGCAGAAGGCUCCAUGACUGAUAAAGACCCUUUGAGCAUUCUGGCCAGCAGCGAUCCUGAAUCCGACAAAGAGGCGGGAACUCCCAAAGAUCAAGCUUUGGAAACUAGUAUCGUUCCGAAACAGCUGACCUCAGCCCUGAGCUCGCUGGUGGUGAACUAUGGCAGCUUGUCCGAAAGUGAGAGUGAACAGGAAGAGUCCACCGCUCCCAGGGCAAAGACGGUAACUGAAAAUGAUGACGCCAUUCUCAGAAAGAUCCCUGGGUCUUCAAAUAACUCUCAAAGCCGUGAGCACGAGGCUCGCCAAGAAACUCUCUCUAACCCACAUAACGGGGCCACAUUAGGGAGAUCAAAAUCACAUUCAAGGAACACGAGGAAUCAGAAAAGGCAGAAGAAAACGCUCCCGGCAUUGCGAACCCACCAUCCAACUUUGCUAGAAAUGCUUUUAGCAAAAGACAUACGGCACGAAAGGAAUGUGAUCCUGCAGUGUAUCCGCUACAUCCUACAGAACGACGGCCUUGGACUGCGCUUAGGAAGUCAUUCAGACGCACUGUCGGACCGCGAGCUAACUCCUGAGCACGCACAGAAUUUGGCAGCAGUCGAACCUUGCCAAUUAAUCCACCCUCUCGAUUUUGACCCGAACAAAACACAACCGAAUGAAGUAUUUCAAAGCGAGGAAAUCUCUGCGUUUCCUGCUGUGGAUGAAGAUAUUUGGGAAUCUACAGAGAUCGCUUCUGAAGGCAACUAAUCUCUUUUCUUUUCUUUUCUUUUUUUAACUUACGCGUGGGUAACAGUUACCCAUCCAUCUUCGGAUGCUCGCUGAAACUCCUCAGACUGUCCGUCGCAUCCAAACGAUUUCCCUACGUUUAAAUUAACUCUUGAUGAACAACUAAAACUCACGUUAGGCCUUGUGACGUUACGAUCUUGCAAUAUUGUUCUUCAGGGAUUCAUUUUUUACUUACUGUAAGUGUGAAUAAAAAUCGUAUUAAUACUG
This is a messenger RNA of Pantherophis guttatus, 1767 nucleotides long. RefSeq names its product nuclear FMR1 interacting protein 1 (gene NUFIP1). The record is from RefSeq and is a predicted model, not a curated record. Gene Ontology annotation, biological process: box C/D snoRNP assembly. Gene Ontology annotation, molecular function: RNA binding. Gene Ontology annotation, cellular component: nucleus. Lineage: Eukaryota; Metazoa; Chordata; Lepidosauria; Squamata; Colubridae.